Molecule: messenger RNA, 576 nt
Organism: Prunus mume (Japanese apricot)
Lineage: Eukaryota; Viridiplantae; Streptophyta; Magnoliopsida; Rosales; Rosaceae
Source: RefSeq, a predicted model, not a curated record
AUGGUACAAGAGUACACCAAGCAAAGUUGUGUGGGUUGCAAACAGAAACAAUCCACUUACUGGUUUAUAUGGGAAUCUGACUAUCAGCAACGACGGAAACUUUGUUCUUCUCAAUCGAAAUGGGAGCAGCAUUUGGUCUUCAAAUAUAUCAAGAAUCCCAAAAAGUUCAGUUGUACAGCUCUUGGACUCUGGAAAUCUUGUUCUAAGGACAAUGUUAGCACAAGUUCUGGAAGUUACUUAUGGCAGAGCUUUGAUUAUCCAUCUGAUACAUUGUUACCAGACAUGAAGAUAAGCUGGAACAUAAACACCGGUUCAGAACGGUAUUUGACAUCAUGGAAAAGCACUGAUGAUCCAUCUACUGGCAACUUCUCUUAUAAAAUUAAUAUGAAAGGGUUACCACAAUUAGUUGUUGUCAUGGGAUCAAUCAUAAAGUUCCGUACAGAGCCAUGGAAUGGAGUUCGAUUCAAUGGUCUUCCCAGGCCAGCCAACUCUGCUUUCCAUCAAAUUAUUAUGGGAUUUAAAGAAGACGAGUGGUAUUACAAGUUUGAGCCUAAUAAGAAUGUGGCUGCCUCAUAA